Nanorana parkeri is the source of this 413-nucleotide messenger RNA. Its product is annotated as neurexin-3-like. The record is from RefSeq and is a predicted model, not a curated record. The transcript is spliced from 4 exons. The annotation marks the transcript as partial. NCBI's taxonomy places the organism in Eukaryota, Metazoa, Chordata, Amphibia, Anura, Dicroglossidae.
GUGACCUGUACGUCGCCGGAUUGCCGCAGGGGCCCUUACCGAAACUGGUGGCCUCCCGGGAAGGCUUCCAAGGCUGCUUGGCCUCUGUGGACCUCAAUGGCCGCCUCCCGGACUUGAUCAAUGACGCCUUGCACCGCAGCGGGCAGAUUGAGCGUGGAUGUGAAGACGCUUUGACCAAAGCUAAUCUACAAGGACCCGCCACCACCUGUCAGGAGGACUCCUGUGCCAACCAAGGUGUCUGCAUGCAGCAGUGGGAGGGAUUCACCUGUGAUUGCUCCAUGACGUCAUACUCGGGGCCCCAGUGCAACGACCGUGAGUACAAGACCGACAUGUGCCCCGGCCAGACCUCUGAGAUUCACCCGUUCCCCGGCUCCGGCGUUCCGGUGAAUCUCCGCGCUGAUCUCGUCACGUAA